Spinacia oleracea (spinach) is the source of this 3498-nucleotide messenger RNA. RefSeq lists its product as uncharacterized. The transcript has a single exon. Lineage: Eukaryota; Viridiplantae; Streptophyta; Magnoliopsida; Caryophyllales; Amaranthaceae. Bases 45 to 2909 code for a protein of 954 amino acids. The record is from RefSeq and is a predicted model, not a curated record. Gene Ontology annotation, cellular component: intracellular membrane-bounded organelle.
AAUUAUAAAAAAAACAAUAGAAUGUGUAUAAGCCAGAUCGCCUGAUGCGUGAAUCAGAUUCUUGUUUUUCUCACUCCAACAAAACAAUGGACACUCCUCCCUUCUUCUUCUUCUUCUUCCUCAGGAGGGUUUAUUUCACCAGUUUCUCUCUCCUCAUUCUCACUCUCAUCUCAACCUUCAUCACCCAAACCACCUCUCGCGAAAUCCUCCCUUCUUCUUUCCGCACAGACAAUCUCCCCCAAAUUCCUUACUCUCCACACUGCGGUCAACUCAUCCCUGAGUCAACGCCAACUCACCCUCACUUCACCGCCCAAGUACCCACCUUCUACUCCGCCUACGUCACCAAUGGCGACCAAUUCCUGGGUACCACUUCCCAGAUCACCGCAAAUCUCAUCCCUCAGACCGUUUCCAAAACCUCCUCAUCUGGGGUUUUCAAAAUUCAAUCCGUCUUGACUAUCAGGAUCAAUUGGUCUCGGUUUCGUAACCAGAGGAACUUGCUCAGCGUUCAUGGAGGCCCGAGGUUUCGAGGUUCCCGGAGGAAUAUGAGGUUUCAGCUCUCUGGGUUUUGGGAUUCAGCUUCUGGACAGCUUUGUAUGGUGGGAUCAAGCACAAAGCGUGUGAUUGGUGGUAAUUCUUUGCAUUUUGAUGCUGUUUUUAAGUCUCAAUAUCCUAAUAGUACUGUUAUUAAUACUAGCUUGAUUACUGGAACUCUUGAGAGCUUGGAUUCUGAGGGUAGUGAUGUUUAUUUUAAGCCGAUUUCGAUUAUGAGUUUUGCUAAGAUGAACUAUGGUUAUACAUUGAUUAAGGAUGAAAUGGCUGAAGGUGAUGUUGAUGAUAGUGUUAAUAAUAGUAGUAAUAACAAUGAUAAUAGUUUGGUAAAUGGGGUGAGUAAGUUAGGGAAUUGUUAUCAAUUUGCAAGCUUAGAGGAGAAUUUUGAGUUGGAGUAUAAUUGUGAUGAUGGUAGGAAUUGUACUUGGAUUGAUAGGAUUCUUGGGUUCUUGCCUAAGUUCAUGUCAUUAAAUGAAAUUGAUUGUUCCGGGCAAAGGAGGGUUCGGGUUUCAUUUGGUUUUUCGAAUGUUAGUGAUAUUCGGAAUGGUUAUCGCCAACCAUUGGAUCCUAGUAGGACAUUGGUUGCUGAGGGAUUAUGGAAUAUAGGCAAGGGUCAGCUUUUCUUUGCUGCUUGCCGGAUUUUGAAUUUCACGAAAGAUCCAUUGAAUGCUACAAUUGGUGAUUGCUCAGUUAGGGUGAAUUUUACAUUUGCUGAUACUUUGUCCAUUAGAGAUUCGGGUGUGAUUACUGGGGAUAUUUGGAGCACCAAGAGUGUUGAUGAACCGGAUUACUUUGAUAGAAUUGAAAUUAGUGCUUCUGGGUCUAGGAGAGCAGCACUUCCAGACAUGAAAUACAAGUAUACUGAAAUUGACAGAGCGAAGAAAUUUUGUACAGAAAAGAAAGACAGUAAGAAAAAAGGAAAGAGUUUCCCUGAUCCCUAUUCCCAAGAUAUGAAAUUUGACAUGGAAGUGAAAAACAGCAAGGGUAUACGAGCCUGGGGCAAGGCCUAUCCCGUGUAUGUUGGUGAUCGUUUUGUGCAGAAUAUUUAUCCAUAUUUCCAUUCUCGCCUAGUUCCAACUCCAAACUCUGCUGGUAAUAAUAGUUACCAUGGCUUUCUAAAUGUUUCCUAUCGGAUAAUGUUUUCUCCUAAAGCUGAAUUUAAGGUGGGUGGUAGGUUAUUCACUGUGAAUGAUACAAUACGCAUAUCUGCUGAAGGUAUUUAUGAUACUGAUGCGGGACGCCUUUGUAUGGUUGGCUGUUGGAAACUUAAAAAUGAUGUCAGUGCUGCACUAAAUGCCAGUAAACUAGACUGUGAUACUUUUAUCAACAUUCAGUUUCCUCCACGUGAUUCGAAUGUUAAAGAUGUCGCCAAGGGGAGUAUUGAAAGCAAACGUAAAAACUCAGAUCCAUUUUACUUUGACCAUCUUGAUUUUACUGCAACUUCACUCACAAAGUUCCAAGUAAAAAGUGCAUUUUGGAGGAUGGAUUUUGAGAUCGCGUUGGUUUUGAUUUCCAACACUCUAGCAUGCGUCUUUGUGGGAUUGCAGCUAUUCCACGUGAAAAGGAAUCCAAACACCCUUCCAUUCAUUUCAGUUGUAAUGCUCGUUGUAAUCACCUUGGGACAUCUUAUUCCCUUGGUUUUGAAUAUGGAAGCAUUUUUCUUGUCAAGUACUAGCAAGAGAACUGUACUUGUUGGAAGUGGUGGAUGGCUCGAGGUGAAUGAAGUUUUAGUCAGGGUUAUAACCAUGGUAGCAUUUCUUCUGGAGUUCCGUCUCCUACAAUUGACAUGGUCCGCAAGAGGUGGUGGUGAAGAAGAUAGCCAGAAAACCUUAUGGGAAACUGAAAAGAAAGUAAUAUGUUACACUUUGCCUUUAUAUGCAGUAGGGGCUCUGAUUGCUUGGCUUAUACAGUUACUAAGGAGUAGACCUACAAUGCCAUUCCAGCCUAGUAGCUACAUAAACUCAAACCCUUCUCUUCCAUUCUGGCGUGAUAUGAAGUCAUAUGCUGGUUUCAUUCUGGAUGGCUUUCUUCUUCCUCAGAUAAUCUUCAAUGUAUUCUCUGAUUCGAAAGAGAGGGCUCUUGCUGUUCCAUACUAUCUCGGAACUACAGUUGUUCGACUGUUGCCACAUGCUUAUGAUUUGUUCAGGGCUCAUAGUUCGUCAUGGAGCUUUGACCCGUGGUAUAUAUAUGCAGACCCAAGAAUGAAUUUUUAUUCCACUACAUGGGAUAUCCUUGUUACGUGUCUUGGACUGCUGUUUGUCGUUCUUAUCUUCUUGCAGCAGUGGCUUGGUGGAAGGUGGGUUAUUCCGACGCGAUUUAGCAAGACCGUUCAAUAUGAAAAAGUCCCCGUAGGACUAUAGGUUCCAAUAAAGAUGAAGUGGUUAAAGCGCAGCUUUUGGUAGUAGUGCUUCGAAGCAAUUGUGUUCAUAAUUCAUAGCCCCUGUUGUUGGGGAAACAGACGUCCAUUCUUGUUAUGUUACCAAAGGAAAAGUCUGGUAUGAAACUGCUUGAAUGGGAACAAAAUGUUAAGACAGGAGUGAUGUCUUUCAAAUUUUUUGGAUAACGUUCUUACCUCUUGGAAUGUUUUUAUUGUCUCAUAGAAGACUGAGGCAAUUACGGUCUCAUCGAAGACUGGGCAAUGACGGUCUCAUCGAAGACUUGCUCUGUUUAGAUCAAACAGUAUUUGUUAUAAUGGUUGUUAGUAUUAUCACUUCAUCUUCUAGGCUGUGUUUAGCUGGAGGGACUAAUCCUUUUCCAAGAAAACUAAUUCUCCUAUUUUUAUCUGUUUAGCUUCUGUAAUAAAAGCUUCUUAGGGGGCGUUCUGUUCACCUUAAAAAAAUAAGUUUCGGGUCCAAUAAGUACAGAUAAGUUUCAAUAAGUUUGAAUAUUAUUAUUAUUAUUAUUAUUAUUAUUAUUAUUAAUUUAUAUUUAUUAUUAUUAUUAUUAUUA